CCUCAAAGUCUCUGAAACUAGUGACGGAGGGGAACUAAACACCCACUCCACACUUGUGCAUAGCACUUUAGGGGUGUUUGUACCUGCAGACAGGAUGAGAAAAUGAAAAUGUCACUGAAGCCACCAGCAUUGGUGCUACUCACUGUUUGCGUUGCAGCAGCGGCCAAAUGUUCGGCUCUUUUAAAUGAAACUCAAGCAAGAGUGGACAUUCUCGUUGGUUCUUCCCUGACUUUGUGCUACCGACUAAGGAGCCAGACACCAGAAAGAUUCCGGAUUUGCUGGCAUUUUAAUGAAUCUGGGUCUUUGUUGGACCACUCCAAAGAACUCUUUUGCUCCAAGUUAAACAGAAGUGUGCACAAAGACAUGGCGCUCAGCUAUACUUUAUCCAACAUCAAUGCACGGCACAGUGGAUGGUAUUUUUGCCGCAUCCACGUGGAUAUUCCAAAUCUGACGACUAUGAACAGUAGUGGGACGCAAGUGUAUGUUCAGGGUAUUUCUGUGCCUCCCACAGAUGUUUCCCUGCUGAAUAAAUGGUGGUUGUGGAUUACCGUUGGAAUACUCUGCCUCAUCCUCGUGGCCCUGAUGAUUCUCUGUGUGCACCAAAUCCGACGACGUCAACGACGUAAAGAAGCACAUGCAGUUUACGUGAACACACAUCACUCCACGCGACCUCCUGCUCUCGGGGACCAACUUAGGGUGGCCCCCAGCAGCCAGAUGGCUCGCACCCCAAGUCCUGCCAGGGACAAGGACCGCAGCAGAAAACAGAGGCCCAAAUAGAGCCCACAAACGCCAUGUUUCUUUCCAAUAUGUUAUUUAUACUUAAUACAAAGUUGUGAUUCCAAUUUGA
Molecule: messenger RNA, 847 nt
Organism: Syngnathus acus (greater pipefish)
Lineage: Eukaryota; Metazoa; Chordata; Actinopteri; Syngnathiformes; Syngnathidae
Exons: 4
Coding region: 103-777 (224 amino acids)
Source: RefSeq, a predicted model, not a curated record